CUUUUUCAAGCUUCUUCCAUAUUAUUAUGAGACGGUUCACGGUUCUCCUUACCUCUACCCUUCAUAAGCAGAAGAUAGCAUCUAAUCAAAAUGACAUUGACAACAAAUCGUCAGUCAUUAUUAGUCAUUCAUUAAUGUCAAGUCCAUUGGGUCGAGAAAAGUGAGUUCCGUCUGGUUCUGUCUGGAAUUUAAAUUAUUUCUAACAAAAAAUGACGAUUCGACGAAUAAUUACGAUGUCUGGAACAAUACUACAAUACAAUCGUUCAGCUCCAAUAAUUAUUAAUAAUUUUCAACUAUUGAAUCAACCCAGAUUCACAACCAUAACAAGGCUGAAACACACAAAAGCACUGAGAAGUGAAAAGGAAAAAAUACGAACCUAUUUUGUACAAAGAUACAUUGAUUAUGUAAAGAAUUACACAAAAGUUCUUGAGACGAGAUUUCCAAAUGCAGUCAAAAUGUACAGAGUAUUUAGUGUUGGUAUCAAAGAUUUCUUAAGAGAUUUAAAAAUGUAUAUUACAUUGAGAAUAAAAGUUGCUAGGGAUCAUGGUUUCUCGAAAAUGAGCCGACAAGAAAUUGAAUUGUACACGAAGAUGCCAUCAGACAUGUUGAGAAUAGCACCUGUUUUGAUAUUGUCGGCUAUACCAUUUGGAAACUAUAUUAUUUUCCCUUUAGCGUUUUUAAAGCCAAGGACUUUGCUGUGUUCUCACUUUUGGUCGAUCCAGCAGAAAGUUGAAUUCUCCAGGCAAGAGUUAACAGAAAGACUACGUCACAAUAAGCCAGUAUUCAGGUCUUUACAGGCCCAAGUGGAAAUCAUCCCUGAUGGUGAUAUUAAAUUAAAAUGGAAAAGGGUGAUCGCUUCUCUUGGUUCUGGUGUUCAUCCGUCACCAAAAGAUGUGUUGGCUUGUAAAGACCUGUUCACGAAGGAGCCAUAUCAGUUGUCCAGUCUCAAUUAUGCUCAUUUAGGACAUCUACUGAAAAUGCAUGGCUUAAGAAAAUCAAUAUUCAGAACAAGCAAACUAAAGUAUCGAGCAUUCUUACUAUUAGAAAUGGACAAAGCCAUCAUUAGAGAAGGUGGUGUGAACAUUUUAAAUGCUGAGACUUUGAGAAACGCAUGUCACAUGCGUGGAUUGAAUGGGAGCAACCUCCCCAACCAGGACAUGAGGAAUUGGUUACAAAAUUGGCUGAGCGUUUCUGAAAAUAUUGAUAGGACAUCAUAUUCAUUAUUACUACAUUGUCCGAUUUUCUUUGCGUACAAUCAUCCACAGAAUUGGGUACUAAUUUAUUAAGGUUGUUAUUUGUUAAUGAAAAGUUGUUAAAAAGUGCCUAAUGUUUUUGUUGGUGAUGUUUAACUAUAGACUAGUUACGUAUCUUGCUCAUGUAUAAUUUUAUUGAUCGGGAACUCUUUGAUUCAGGAUCUUGAUAGUUAUUUUUUUCUAAAUAUAAAAGAACUACAAUCAUUGCUCAAAAAAAAAAGAGUGAGAAAUACUAGGCAAAAGUAUAAAUAGAUCUUAUGUUAUCUGAAGAAUUUUUCAUCAGAAGUUUGUAAGAUUUUUUCAAAUUCCAUGUUCUCAAAUUUACAUAAUUUAUGUACAUUUUAUGAGAAUUUGUAGCUCUUUGACGUGGAUAAAAAAAGAAAAAAUAAUAUGCUAAAAUAAAAAUAUUAAAAAAAUAUGAAAUCGUAAACAUUGUGAUACUAAAAGUGAAUGAGUCCUCAGACUUAGAUAUUACAUUUAUUUGUAUAUCAAGAAAUUCAUUUGCAAUACUAGUUUUUAGAUUAUGUUAAAACGUAAUUGUUUGUUUGUUACUAAUUGUUAAUAAUUUUGUUAGUUUGUCAUUAAAUUCGUUGUCACUGUAUGUUGUUAAAAAAUGUAAUGCUUUUGCACAAAAUAGCUAAACACAUUAUUUAUAAAUGCAACGUAGUUGAUAUCUUUCGUUUGACGAUGAUGCUGUAAUUAAUUUUGAAUAUUUUUGUUAAAUUAUCUUUUAUUCCUUUAAGGCCCAUUCCCGAGGACUAGAUUAUUGCUUAGCGCCGUAACAUUUAGCGCGUGAUAAAUUCUAUUUUUCAUCACAUAGUCUUUCGGAAUGUUAACAGUAUUAGUCUUUGAUUUCCUAAACCGAAAUAAAAUUAUUUAUUUUCA
Messenger RNA from Bombyx mori (domestic silkworm), 2138 nucleotides. Its product is annotated as LETM1 domain-containing protein 1. The record is from RefSeq and is a predicted model, not a curated record. NCBI's taxonomy places the organism in Eukaryota, Metazoa, Arthropoda, Insecta, Lepidoptera, Bombycidae. Gene Ontology annotation, molecular function: ribosome binding. The coding region runs from base 210 to 1286 and encodes 358 amino acids. The transcript is spliced from 4 exons. Gene Ontology annotation, cellular component: mitochondrial inner membrane.